Molecule: messenger RNA, 2600 nt
Organism: Schistosoma curassoni
Lineage: Eukaryota; Metazoa; Platyhelminthes; Trematoda; Strigeidida; Schistosomatidae
Source: the annotation of a GenBank genome assembly
CUGCAGCGGGGUUUUAAACACGUGGUAGUGUAACAUGUUUGAAAACUUACAAUACCAACUUCUUGUUCCGAUUAUCAGGUUAUACUAACCUCGCUUUCGUGUUCCUUCUGAUUACUCUUUCGUCACGCACUCCACUUUGCACGCUCCCCUAGCACUCCGAGCAUCUUCAAUUUUGACGCGAAAGGCUAAAUAUUGCGUCAACUUUAGAAAUGACACUUCCUUAUGGAAUCCAAUCUACCGCUUUGCUAAAUACUUCAUAUAUUGGAAACACAUCGAAGCACGUGUCAGAAGAAUUCUUGUUUUUAGAAUCCAAGUGGGCUCAAGUAUUUACGGGAUUAGUUGCUUUUACUGCAAUUGUCAUUACCUGCCACCAAAUUUAUUUGCAUCUAAUUAAUUAUACUUGCCCAAAUGAGCAAAGAUGGGUCGUUCGAAUUUUAUUCUACGUGCCAAUCUAUGCAUUUGAGUCAUGGCUAAGCUUGCUUUUCCUAAAACAUGAAGAUUACUAUGUAUAUUUCGAUUCUGUACGAGAUUGUUAUGAAGCAUUUGUGGUCUACAGUUUUCUAAGUUUGUGUUAUGAAUAUCUCGGUGGAGAAAGUUGCAUUCUGUCGGAAAUUCGUGGUCGUGAGUUACCGCGAUCAUGGGGAUUUUGUACUUGUUGCUUUUAUAAUCAAACGUAUACAAUUGAGUUUCUGCGAUUUUGCAAACAGGCAACUUUACAGUUUUGUGUGAUUAAACCGUUGGCAUCGAUUGUAACUAUUAUUCUACAAGCUGUUGGCGUAUAUAAACAUGGAAUUUUCAGCUCUACAAAUGGCUACUUAUAUGUGACAGUAGUAUAUAAUGGAUCUGCAUUUGUGGCACUUUAUGCUUUACUUUUAUUCUACUUGGCUACUCGAAGCAUCCUACAACCAUUUGAUCCUGCAAUCAAAUUUGCUGUAGUUAAAUCCGUUGUAUUCUUAUGCUUUUGGCAAGGUAUUAUACUAGCUAUUCUAGAAAAAACUGAAGUUCUGCCCGCUUUGCCGAGUACGAACGCCGGUACAGUUGCAGCAGGCAUACAGAAUUUCUUGAUAUGCUUAGAAAUGUUAGUCGCCUCAUUUGCUUUACGCUUCGCUUUUCCCUCACAACUAUAUACUGAUGGAGUCGGAACUGGACCAGCAAAUAGUGGCUAUGAUAGUCUUGGUGGAGUCGGUGGUGAAGUUUCUCUUGAAUCCAAGAAGCGUGGAUUUCUACCGUCUUCUGAUUCUCUACGUAGUCUGCGGGAUACAUUCAAUCCUAAAGAUAUGUUUAAUGAUGCGAUCCAUAAUUUUCAUCCGAAUUAUCAAAAAUACACUCAACAACGUAACCUCAGUGAUUUCGAUGAUGAAACAAUCGAUUCUUAUCAAGGUAAUACAUUUAAUGGUAAUACUGAUCUAACUAAUAUUCAAUCAACAGUACCAGCUCCACCAAUACCACCACCACUAAGACCAUAAUCCAAUUAAAUGAUCUACUUUCACUAAUUGCUUUGAUAUUAAAGAAGCCGGAUAAUCUGUUUUGUUUUUGUUUCUCGUGGUUUUCUUUUUUUAUAUUUUCUUUAGUGUUAGAAAUUGUUUCCAUGUGUUUAUUUAUCAUGUAUAUCUAUCUAUGUGCGUGUGUGUUAUUUAUACUUGUGCUUUUACUUUAUGUUCAUAUCAAAUGAUCUUGUUGUUAUUCCUAUUUAAUUCUCUAUAGAUUUAUUUUAUCAUUUAUGAUUACAUGAUAGAUGAUGACCCAAGCAUUAUAGAUUUUUCUCUUUUCAUUUUUUGUAAUCAUUACUUUCGCAAAUCACUUAAUAUACACUAUGUCGUUUGACUAUUAUCUUUCCUAUUUAUCUCUCUAACGUUGUUUAUUUAUUAUUGUCUAGUCUAAACAAGCACUGCUCAUAUAUUUCAUACUACAGAUUAAUCGAAAGAUUGUUAUUAGGAAGGAAAUUUUACUGUACAUAAAUUAAUAUUUACUAGUAAAUAGAAUAGAAUAUUUUUCGUAUUCAUCUAAUCUCAUUUGACCAUUACCUACAGCGAAAGUUAUUUUUAGGCAUUUUUUGUCAUGUUUUUAAAAAAGAACUUGUUACUGCAUGCAUUUAAACUUCUUCCUCAGAACAUACAGUUAUUUAAUUCUUUCUGAUAUGGUAGUAUGUGAAUGAUUAUUAAUUCACCCCUUGACAAGAUUCAAUUUGUGGAUUAUUUGAGAAUAUCGUUUUGUUCGUCUCAUAUACUGUUCAUUUGUUUGUCUUCGUGUGUUUAUAUCCCCGUGUUUCUACCAUAACUGUAUGUGCUAGUAUGUAACACUGGCAGAUAUUGUUUUACUAGUAGAUUUAAUUUUUUGUUGUUUCGUCAUCGCUAUUAAUUUUAAUGUUAUUCUUCAUAAUAUCAACUGUGUGUAUUAUAUUAUUCAUUGUCUUCAUAAUAUAUAAAUUUGAACUAGUCAAUCAGAAGUUAUAUAAUGAGUACAUGACAUGUCUCUGGGUGUUCUGUCACAAAACUGUAAUUUAAUGCCUUAGAUUUUAAACAUAAGUCAUUUGUAUAGCUGAAUUAUUUGCUGAAAAUUUCUUACUGAUACCAAAUAAUUAAUAAAUUAUUCGAUUUCUC